Neoarthrinium moseri is the source of this 1782-nucleotide messenger RNA. RefSeq lists its product as uncharacterized. Gene Ontology annotation, biological process: cellular response to oxidative stress. The coding region runs from base 1 to 1782 and encodes 593 amino acids. Gene Ontology annotation, cellular component: cytoplasm. Lineage: Eukaryota; Fungi; Ascomycota; Sordariomycetes; Amphisphaeriales; Apiosporaceae. The record is from RefSeq and is a predicted model, not a curated record. The transcript has 2 exons.
AUGCCCGAGCUGUCGGAGUCGAUAACCGCCAUCAAGGACGGCGCCAAGGAGGAUCCCUUCACCUACCUCACCAUCCUGCAGUAUCAUGUGACGUCGCCCAAUGUCCUGCCCGCCCUCAACGACGUCCUCGCCCAGGAUGCCAAACUCACGCAGGAGAUAGGCUGGGACCUGGUCCAGAUGCUUGUGGGCAUCGACGGCUCCGAGGCCUGCCUCGAGACCGUCGCCCGCCUCGGCAACCCGCGCGAGGUCCUCAUCAAGGUCAUGGAGGCGCUCGAGGGCCUGGCCGAGACCUCGGCCGACGACGCCGCCCUGCUGGCGGGAGCCGAGGCCCCGGAGCCCCCGGCCAACGUCCAGGGCAAGUUCAUCCUGCUGCUCGGCAUGCUGGCCAUCCUGCACCGGCGCAUCAAGACCAAGUACCCCUCGCGCUUCCUGGGCUCGUCCCUGGUAAAGGUCUACGAGGCGUACCGGCCGGACCCCGAGAUGACGGCCUCGGUCAUCAACCUCGUGCGCUCGCUGUCCGGGCGCAAGCGCCCGCCGCUGCCCACGCGCAAGUCCAGCAUCAACGUCGCGGACCCGGACCAGGACGGCGACGCCUCCAAGAACGCGCCCGACCCCGAGGCCGAGCAGGAGGACCCCACCGAGGAGGAGAUGCAGCAGCGCCUCCUCCAGUCCUUUGUCACCUGCGUGCUGCAGAGGUACGUCAACGAGAACGAGAUGCAGUGGUCGGCCAGGUUACUGGAGCAGUACUACCCGGACAAGAGAGUCCCUGGGAAGAAGACCAUCACCCAGUCGUAUACCGAGGACGAAACCCUGCACCAAAGGGACUCCGUUGUCGGCCAACUCGUGGCGUUGGCACGGGAUCUUGGUCUUAGGGAGGCGUCGGCUUCCUUUGUAAAGGGUAUCUACGAAAGAGCCACGGGGUUCGACCCCCUAGCGAAUUUCGACGACUUUAACUCUGCGGAGGAAAUCCAUCUGUCCCCUGGCGGCGUGGUGGGCUUGAUUGCGUACUGGUUGUUCUCGGCAGACGUUUUCGGGGCAGACAACUCGACACCCGAGAUGCAUAUCUUCCCUGACCAUCUCACGUUGCUGGAACGCUUCCUCGGAGCCGUGGCGCAGGAUGAAAUAACCACAAACCCCGGGGUUGCCGAUGCGCUUCUCGCUAUAGGGCUGGGCCUCGACCACCGGGAUCUGAUUACAGAGGGUUCAGAACCGAACAUCAUGGCGUACCAUCACCACUUGACUCUGAUAGCCGUCUUCCACCCCGACAUCCAAGUCAGGAACGCGGCAACCACAUUCGCAGGUGCGAUGCUCCACUCAGACCCCGACGACCAAGGCCGCCUGGAGAUCCUUGAGGACCUGCUGGAGAAUUGCAUCUUUGCCUCGCUCAAGGCCUGCGCCGUGACGUGGCUCAAGGAGGAGCUGAUCGAGGCCAAGAAGAGCGGCGCCUCGAACCAGUUCUCGUCGCCCGACAUCAUCGACCGCCUCCAGUACUUCAUCUUCCCGGACAUGCUGUCGGUCAAGGAGAUGGGCACGGACGAGCUGCUGGACUACUGGGGGCAGAACGGCCUGUUCCUGCUGCAGGUCGCCAACUUUGCCUUCUUCCUGUUCUCGGCCGGCUUCGCGGACCUGGUCCCCGCCGGCGUCGGCGCCGCUAUCGAGCAGCGCUUCGUCGAGCCCCUGGUCGAGGGCGCCGAGAGGCUGCUCAAGGCGGACGAGCUGGCGGGCCACGACAAGAUGGAUCUGAGCAUAUUGACGGACCGGCUGAAGAGCCUGCCGUUGUAG